AUGGCGACCACAACAGACACCAAGAACUACAGGUUCAACCACUCGAUGCUUCGAGUCAAGGAUCCCAAGGCAUCCGUCAAGUUCUAUGAGUUCUUGGGCAUGUCCCUGGUCAAAAAACUACAAUUCCCUGACUCCAAAUUCGACCUCUACUUCCUAGGCUACGACUCGCCCAGCGCGGCGUCGCACGGCCACUCCGUAUUCGACCGCGAGGGCCUCAUCGAGCUGACCCAUAACUACGGCACCGAGAAUGACGACAGCUACACCAUCAACAACGGCAACAAGGAGCCACACCGCGGCUUCGGCCACGUCUGCAUCAGCGUCGACAACAUACAGUCCGCCUGCAACCGCAUCGAGGAGGCCGGCUACAAGUUCCAGAAGAAGCUGACCGACGGUCGCAUGAAGAACAUCGCCUUCGCCCUGGACCCGGACGGAUACUGGGUCGAGAUCAUCAGUCUGAAGAAGGGCACGAAGGGCGCCGAUGACCCCGACGAGCCCAAGGAGGCCAGCCAGACCGAUGUCUCCAAGUACCGCAUGAACCACACCAUGAUCCGGGUCAAGGAUGCGGAGAAGAGUCUGAAGUUCUACCAGGAGACGCUGGGCAUGUCGCUCUUCCGGACGGUCGAGCAGGAGGCCGCUGGGUUCAACCUCUACUUCCUGGGAUACCCCGGCGAGAAUGGUGUGCCUGAGAACGGCUUCACAGCCGAGCAGGAGGGCCUCCUGGAACUGACGUGGAACUACGGUACGGAGAAGGAUGACAAGUUUAGCUACCACAAUGGCAACGACCAGCCCCAGGGGUUUGGCCACAUCUGCAUUUCCGUGGACAACAUCGAUGCUGCUUGCCAGAGGUUCGAGUCGCUGAACGCCGACUGGAAGAAGCGACUUACCGAUGGCCGCAUGAAGAACGUUGCUUUCUUGCUGGACCCUGACGGCUACUGGGUCGAGGUAGUCCAGAACGAGAGGUUUUCUGGAAAGGACAACUUUUAA
Truncatella angustata is the source of this 984-nucleotide messenger RNA. Its product is annotated as Glyoxalase/Bleomycin resistance protein/Dihydroxybiphenyl dioxygenase. Gene Ontology annotation, molecular function: lactoylglutathione lyase activity; metal ion binding. Bases 1 to 984 code for a protein of 327 amino acids. The transcript has 3 exons. The record is from RefSeq and is a predicted model, not a curated record. Lineage: Eukaryota; Fungi; Ascomycota; Sordariomycetes; Amphisphaeriales; Sporocadaceae.